GGAGUCGCCCUAGCCUAGCUAGCGCUAGGCCCUGGCUGGUUCGAACCCACUGAAACUUUUCGAAAAAAGGAAGUGACCUCUGCUUUGUUGAAGCUUCUUCGCAAGACGAAUAGAACGACGAAAGGAUUUGUCGAAGCUCGCACGGCCUAGCUGUUCUCGUCUUGAUCUUUUGGACUUGGCCCCUUUGGACAGAACCAGUCCAUCCAGCCAAAUGGUUUGUCGACUUCUUGGAAGGGCCCUGCGCAAGGCCGCCAAUGCUGCAGACGUGGUCGGCAGGGGCCAACGCACCAUUACCGCAGCCGACACCAGUUGCUGCAGUCACCAGCACUCGCGCUGUAUGUCUAGCACGGCAUCGUCAUCACGAAGCGUGAAUCUGAAAUCUGACACGGUCACUGAACCAACACCGGAGAUGCGCCAGGCAAUGCUGACUGCACAAGUUGGUGAUGAUGUGUAUGGCGAGGAUCCAUCCGUUGAUAAACUUCAGAAGACCGCGGCCAAGAUGUUUGGAAUGGAGAAGGCCUUGUUUGUUCCGUCGGGCACAAUGGGAAAUCUUAUUUCAUUGAUGGUACAUUGCUGGGAGCGAGGUGCGGAGGUUCUGCUCGGUGAUCGCUGCCAUAUCUUACUGUUUGAACAGGGCGGCCUCUCACAGGUGGCCGGUGUCCAUCCACGGGAAGUGAAGACUUUUGCUGACGGAAGGUUGGACUUGGAUGAUCUUCGCUCAAAGGUGCGCGAGGACGACAUCCAUUAUCCAGUAACGUCCUUGAUCUGUCUGGAGAAUACACACAACAUGUUCGGUGGUCGUGUGCUGAGGCCUGAUGCUAUUGCGGAGAUUAGUAGUGUAGCCAAGUCGCUGCACUUACCUCUUCACGUCGAUGGUGCACGGAUCUUCAAUGCCGCCGCCGCCCUGGACGUUCCCGUAUCCGAGUUGCUAGUCGGCAUAGACAGCGUUAGCGUCUGUCUCUCCAAGGGCCUUGCAGCUCCAGUCGGCUCCGUGAUCGGUGGGUCAGAAAAAUUCAUCCACAGGGCGACACGUGUCCGCAAGCUGCUUGGCGGUGGACUGCGGCAGGCCGGAGUGUUGGCUGCACCUGGCCUGAUUGCACUAGAGGUCAUGUCCAAGAGACUGCACGAGGAUCACAUCCUUGCGAAGCGCUUAUCAGAAGGUUGCCAUGCCAUGAAAGAGUUGGGUCUAGAUUCUAGCCCCGAGACAACGGAGACCAAUAUUGUAAUUUUCUCCUUGGACAAAGCGGUGUGCGGAUAUAGUGCCGCAGAGUUGGUCGAUGCGCUCGGCGAGGAGGACCCGUCUGUGGCGGACGAAAGCGGAAAGCGGUUUCUGCUCUUCGCAAUAUCCGACACCCAGGUCCGUGCCGUCACGCACUACCAGCUCACUCUGGCCGACAUCGAGGCGUUCCUAGCCCGGCUCAGACGCACGCUGAGUCGUCGAUGACUCUGACGUUGUGCGGCGCGACCUAGCCUCAUCACAGAUUCUACGAAUGGAAACGUACUACUCCGGUCUAUUUUCUUUAAUAUCAAACCUACAGGUUCGUGUUGCCUUGAACUACCGUCCUGUAGGUACCCCAUAGAAUACAUCUAGUCAUCUACGCGGGCUUUUACGUCUGCGUGACGUCACUUUCUUCAUCGGAUCAGACCUAACGCAAUGACAUUGCCACUUCAACCCCACCAUACCACCAUGUUUUGACACAAUGAUGAACGAAGAAUAUUUUUGUUGAGCUCCUGUCCUAUUUAUUUUGCCGCUACAGAUGUCUCUACAGGUAGUCUCUAUGCUGCAAUGUUCAUUUCUGUGGAUUUCUGUCUGAUAGUAUUUUACCAGCAUUGUGUAGUAGUCUGCAAGUGCUGUAUGAGGCUUUUCUAUCCGCACCCAGAGAGCACCAGUGGCAGGCUCCUGUUUGUACCAACACACAAGCGCGUUUCUUUAUUUUUCUUUCACGCAGGAACUGACAAUGGCCAAAUUGUGUCACUGUGCCGGGCUGUGUUGUCACGUGCUUUGUCUGUACUAGUACCCGGCACUUUGAACCAGAGAAGUGCAGUUUCAUUCGAGUGACUCCUCUGGUUCAAACUGCUCAAAUAGAAAUAGAAAUAUUUUCCCACAUAUUCUUUUCCUACUGCCCUCCCAAUCCCCCCCCCCCCCCCCACACACACACACAAACCACCAAAGGCCAAAUGUGCCUACUCUUACUCCGACCACCACUAUUGUGUACCGUUGGUCUCUGCGCUUUUCGACACGCGCCACUGUAUUUCUCUCUUCGUUCAUGUGUUAUGACACGUGGCCUAGUUUCUUUCUCUCUCCCCCUCCCCUGCCCUAUCUCCUUUCAUGGUAUUUGUGCAUGUAGCUCUCUAUCAUAAUGAAGCCGAGACCUCAGGUCGGCCGCUGUUGUAAGUCUCGUCGCCCUUUUGCACCUCAAUUCUAUCAAGUUUUGGAGCCUAUAGGCGUUUAAAGAAAAAGGUACCACGGCCAGACUAUCGGUACAUGUGUGCGAAUAUGUUUAUACUUCACAAUGGAAGCGGUCCUCACCAAGAAAACACAAUCCGUUGCUACUCCGAGUUUCUUGAGUUUUUCAAUCGUCAGGCAACUUUUCUAACUAAAGCAGGGCUGUCAGGUCCACUAAAGAAAUACACAACCACACAGCAAGGCGCACAAAAGAGAAAGCGUGAAGUGUGGAGAGUGAAGAGUUACUGCUAGGUGCAGGCAGUGUAAAAUAUUGAUAUCAAUUGUCCAUUACUGUAACAAGCGCUGAAUGGAGCACGUAAAUAUGGAGUUAACUAGCGCAUGCCUGGCGUCAGGAGGUGUAAGGCCAUUACGGUGCUAUAUUUGGCGUUAAUCAUAACAAUAAUGGUGCAGUGUGUCUGGUUCCAUUGGGCAUCAGGUUGUUCUGUCCAUGUCCGGUUUUACGUGAUUCCGUUAUACUUAGCGAGCCGGUAUUUGUUUGCAUGACGACA
Sycon ciliatum is the source of this 2955-nucleotide messenger RNA. RefSeq lists its product as uncharacterized. NCBI's taxonomy places the organism in Eukaryota, Metazoa, Porifera, Calcarea, Leucosolenida, Sycettidae. Gene Ontology annotation, biological process: L-threonine catabolic process; glycine biosynthetic process. The coding region runs from base 212 to 1444 and encodes 410 amino acids. The record is from RefSeq and is a predicted model, not a curated record. Gene Ontology annotation, cellular component: cytosol. The transcript has 9 exons. Gene Ontology annotation, molecular function: L-allo-threonine aldolase activity.